UCUCUUGUACACAUGUGAGGUAAACGACCUUUACAUUUCUGUUUCCCUGUUAUUCUUGGAGGUUUUUUUUGCAUGUGCAGCCGGUGACGAUGCUUCUAGCGAGGAGAGCUGUGCGGACCGCGGCGCGCACAAACCCGUGCAGGUCGUUUUCUGCCUCACAGUCUCACCUGAACCAGAGAAAAGGUUUAGUGCUGGGAGUGUUUGAGAAGGAGGGCGGUCACCAUCUGACUGAAGCUGCUGCAGGUUUCGACCAGUCUCUGUCCGGGAAACUCUCAGAAUUGCUGAAAAUCUCUGGACCUGCACUCAAAAAAGGCAAAAGCAGAAUAUUCUAUGGAAUUCACAAGGACUUCCCGUGUGUAGCAGUUGUAGGUUUGGGGAAGAACAAUGCAGGCGUCUGUGGAGCAGAGAACUGGGACACCAGCAAGGAGAACAUCAGACAUGCUGUUUCAGCUGGCUGCCGCUUACUUCAGGACUUGGAGGUGAACCAUGUGGAGGUCGACAGCUGCGGUGAUGCCCAGUCAGCUGCAGAAGGUGCUGUCCUGGGUUUGUUUCAGUACGACCAACUCAAAUCCAAGAAAAAGCCUAAAGUUACCACACAGCUUCAUGGAAGCGCUGACUCGUUCGAGGGCUGGCAGAAAGGUGUCACUUAUGCAGAAGGUCAAAACCUGGCUCGGCUACUCAUGGAGGCUCCGGCCAAUCAUAUCACUCCGACCGCCUUCGCUCACACCAUCGAGGAGAAACUGGCGGCACAUGCUGAACGAGUCACAGUAAAUAAGAGAUCCCAGGCUUGGAUUGAACAGCAGCAGAUGGGAGCUUUCCUUAGUGUGACUAAAGGUUCAGAGGAGCCUCCUGUCUUCCUGGAGCUGCAUUACAACGGCUCAUCUGACUGUCAGCAGCCACCACUCCUCCUGGUGGGCAAGGGCGUCACAUUUGACAGCGGUGGGAUUUCCCUGAAGCCCUCUCCUUCCAUGGAUGCAAUGAGAGCUGAUAUGGGUGGAGCAGCGACUGUGUGUGCAUCCAUCGUGACUGCUGCCGCUCUCAAACUGCCACUGAACAUUAUUGGCCUGGCCCCGCUGUGUGAGAACAUGCCCAGUGGAAAAGCUACAAAACCAGGAGAUGUGGUAACGGCCAAGAAUGGAAAAACAAUCCAGGUUGAUAAUACUGACGCAGAGGGCCGACUGAUCCUCGCUGAUGCACUCUGUUACGGACACACCUUCAAUCCCAGAGCAAUUGUCAACGUCGCUACUCUAACAGGUGCGAUGGAUGUGGCGCUCGGCUCUGCAGCAACAGGAGUGUUUACGAACUCUGACUGGCUCUGGGAGCAGCUGCACAAGGCCAGCGUUGUGACGGGUGACAGAGUGUGGCGGAUGCCUCUGUUCGAGCACUACUCCAAACAAGUGACUGACAGCCAGCUGGCCGACCUCAACAACAUUGGCAAAUAUAGCCGUUCUGGUGGUGCGUGCACAGCAGCUGCUUUCCUCAGGGAGUUUGUGACGUCUCCUCACUGGGCUCACUUGGACAUCGCCGGCGUGAUGAGUAACAAAGAUGAAGUUCCUUACCUGAAGAAAGGCAUGUCUGGGAGACCGACAAGGACUCUGGUGGAGUUUGCUGCCAGUUUGGCCCACAGUGGCUGAUCACGCACUUUAAAGUCUGUACGACUCUUCAGCAGUCAAAACACAGAGGGUCUGACUCUAUCGUGAAUCAGUUGUAGAGCUAAUAAAUCUAAAAACUUUGUUCAAACAGGAUGAUGAGCCUCUGGUGUGGUUCCACAAGAUAUUUUUAGGUAUCAUGGUUUUGCAGAUUUCUGUCCACUUUGUGAACCAAAGUUUCUUUGUAGUCACUAAAUUGUCAUUUAUACAUCUUAUUUUAAACGUCAGUUGGCUAAUAAAGUGUUUAAAAU
Messenger RNA from Salarias fasciatus (jewelled blenny), 1900 nucleotides. RefSeq names its product cytosol aminopeptidase-like. The transcript has 13 exons. Gene Ontology annotation, cellular component: cytoplasm. The coding region runs from base 90 to 1634 and encodes 514 amino acids. Gene Ontology annotation, biological process: proteolysis. NCBI's taxonomy places the organism in Eukaryota, Metazoa, Chordata, Actinopteri, Blenniiformes, Blenniidae. The record is from RefSeq and is a predicted model, not a curated record. Gene Ontology annotation, molecular function: metalloaminopeptidase activity; manganese ion binding.